Nannospalax galili (Upper Galilee mountains blind mole rat) is the source of this 2425-nucleotide messenger RNA. It is a transcript of the gene Wsb2, whose product is annotated as WD repeat and SOCS box containing 2. The record is from RefSeq and is a predicted model, not a curated record. The transcript is spliced from 10 exons. Gene Ontology annotation, molecular function: protein binding. Gene Ontology annotation, biological process: intracellular signal transduction. The coding region runs from base 62 to 1276 and encodes 404 amino acids. Lineage: Eukaryota; Metazoa; Chordata; Mammalia; Rodentia; Spalacidae.
CCGCGCCAUGAGGGCCCGCCGCCCUGGGGGCUGAGGCGCCCGCCGCCUGCCGCGCGUCCUCAUGGAGGCCGGAGAGGAACCACUGCUGCUGGCAGAACUCAAGCCUGGGCGCCCCCACCAAUUUGAUUGGAAGUCGAGCUGUGAAACCUGGAGUGUCGCCUUCUCCCCAGAUGGCUCCUGGUUCGCCUGGUCUCAAGGACACUGCAUCGUUAAGCUGAUCCCCUGGCCGCUGGAGGAGCAGUUCAUCCCUAAAGGGUUUGAAGCCAAAAGCCGAAGCAGCAAAAAUGAUCCAAAAGGACGGGGCAGCCCAAAGGAGAAGACGCUGGACUGCGGUCAGAUUGUGUGGGGUUUGGCCUUCAGCCCGUGGCCCUCUCCACCCAGCAGGAAACUCUGGGCGCGCCACCAUAACCAAGUGCCAGAUGUCUCUUGCUUGAUCCUGGCUACGGGUCUCAACGAUGGGCAGAUCAAGAUUUGGGAGGUGCAGACAGGGCUCCUGCUUUUGAAUCUUUCUGGUCACCAAGAUGUCGUGAGAGAUCUGAGCUUCACACCCAGUGGCAGUUUGAUUUUGGUCUCUGCGUCACGGGAUAAGACUCUUCGAAUCUGGGACCUGAAUAAACAUGGUAAACAGAUUCAGGUAUUAACGGGCCAUCUGCAGUGGGUGUACUGCUGCUCGAUCUCCCCUGACUGCAGCAUGCUGUGCUCAGCUGCUGGUGAGAAGUCGGUCUUUCUGUGGAGCAUGCGAUCCUACACACUAAUCCGGAAGCUAGAGGGCCACCAAAGCAGUGUUGUCUCCUGUGACUUCUCUCCUGACUCUGCCUUGCUUGUCACAGCGUCUUACGAUACCAGUGUGAUUAUGUGGGAUCCCUACACUGGCGAGAGGCUAAGGUCACUCCAUCACACCCAGCUCGACCCUGCCAUGGAUGACAGUGAUGUCCACAUGAGCUCCCUGAGGUCUGUGUGCUUUUCUCCUGAAGGCUUGUACCUUGCCACGGUGGCAGAUGACAGGCUCCUCAGAAUCUGGGCUCUGGAACUGAAGGCUCCAAUUGCAUUUGCUCCUAUGACCAAUGGUCUUUGCUGCACAUUCUUCCCACAUGGUGGAAUUAUUGCCACAGGGACAAGAGAUGGCCAUGUCCAGUUCUGGACUGCUCCAAGAGUCCUGUCCUCACUGAAGCACUUAUGUCGGAAGGCCCUUCGGAGUUUCCUGACAACUUACCAAGUCCUAGCACUGCCAAUCCCCAAGAAAAUGAAAGAGUUCCUCACAUACAGGACUUUUUAAGCAGCGCUAACCAUCCUGUUCUUUGUAGCAGAACAAAUCUUCCCAGCAAGGGAAUAUGUGGAUCCAGCCGAACUGCUGGUCUGGUUACAGUAGAACUGUGGGGUUGUGACUAGAGUGUAGUCAGCUGAUCCCAGUGGACCAGUCAUGGACUUUUCUCCUCAUGGCACAUGCAACUCGAGCUCAGAGGGAGAUUCUACUUCUGAGGCGACAGAGCCUUACCUUACACCUGUGUCCACUUGUGAACGGUCUUUGUCAAUCUAGUGCAGUUAUUGAUGUUGUUUUGGUAAUAAAAGCAAGCAGGCCUCCAGAGCCUCUAGUGGAGGCAAAGUCCAAACGUCCUCAGCUGGGAGGUGACAGUUGGCAUAUAGCAUAGUACCUGCCACCCAUUUUUGGACAGCAGAAGCAAGAUUAAGGUUCCCCUGCUGUGGUCAGAGGUACUUUGAUGUUGGCUAGUGCCUCUCAUUGGCAUGAUGUUUCCGUGGAGCGGUUUGGUUUGUUAACCAAGCUGCAGGGGAAGCAGAGGCUCUGCUCCUGACAGAUACAUAAUUAUUGGCUUUUAUUUUUCUUUAAACAGUGGUGUGCAUGUGCAGGAAAUGACAAAUGUGUACGUCAGAUCAGAGAUUGUUCCUCUAAUGCAUGACUGUUCAGAUGGCUCCUGAGUGGUCAGUUGGCCAUUUAUUUAGCAUAAUAUUUAUUUGUAUUUUCUCAACAGAUGUUAAGGUACAACUGUGUUUUUCUCAAUGGUAUCUGAAAAGCAGAGCGCUUAUGUGGACAGUUGUAAAGCUGUGUCUUAGUUGUGUGGAGUUGGUGUUGUCAUCUCUUGGCUCAUACUCUUAUGUACAUCUGUCUGUGGCUUGAUCUCACUGGAUUCAUCUGCCAAUUUUAACUGCCCCUAAACAGACAGCUCCUUCUAAGUACUGUUCUCCUUCAGUGGCAUGCAGUUACCUAAUCAAGAGACCUCAUUCAGACAAAAUCUGCCUUAGGAAAGUUAAUAUAUUUUAAAUUAUUUUGAAAGAAAUGCAACAUCUUAUUCUUUGGCUUUUUUAAAAUUGAUGCUUUAUGGAGGCAGUGUUAACAUUGUAUGUGUUGAAUAGAGGAACCUCCUCUAUUGCUUGAAGAAAAACAUUGCAAAAUGAGGCUUUCAUUGAA